AUGUCUCUCUAUCUUAAAGAACACGAAAUCAAAGGCAAGACUGCUCUCAUCACAGGAGGUACUAAAAACUUGGGUGCUGCCACAGCCAAAGAAUUGGCUCGUUAUGGUGCUAACUUAUUCUUGCACUACCACUCCAAACAAGAUCAGGCCGAGUUGGACGAAUUGGCUAAGGAGCUUUCAACCAAUGGCUCCAAAGUCGAGUUUUACCAGGCUUCUUUGCAGACAGGUGAAGAUGUGGAGAAGUUGUUCAAAGCAGCCAAAGAAAAGUUUCCACAGGGAAUUGAUAUUGCCAUCAACAAUGUUGGCCAGGUGUUGAAGAAGCCAAUUACUGAUGUUACCGAUGCCGAGUUUGAGAAGAUGGAUGUGAACAACAACAAGGUUGCAUUCUUCUUCAUUCGCGAGGCAGGAAAGUCUCUCAACAAUGAAGGUAAGAUUGUGUCCUUGGUCACAUCCUUGCUUGCUGCUUACACGCCAUUUUAUGGAGUCUACCAGGGUACCAAGGCUCCAGUGGAGUACUACACCAAGGCCGCAUCUAAGGAGUUAACUCUGAAGAACAUUUCCGUGAAUUCCGUAGCUCCGGGACCUAUGGAUACUCCAUUUUUGUAUGGCCAGGAGACUGAUGAUGACAUCAAGUACUAUAAGACAGUUGGUUUGCACCAAAGACUCACCAAGGUCGAGGACAUUGUGCCUAUUGUUCGGUUUUUGGUAACUGAGGGAGGGUGGAUCACGGGCCAGACCAUUUAUGCUUCUGGAGGUUUCACGGCACAUUAA
Messenger RNA from Sungouiella intermedia, 771 nucleotides. NCBI's taxonomy places the organism in Eukaryota, Fungi, Ascomycota, Pichiomycetes, Serinales, Metschnikowiaceae. The record is from the annotation of a GenBank genome assembly.